Molecule: messenger RNA, 2126 nt
Organism: Pistacia vera
Lineage: Eukaryota; Viridiplantae; Streptophyta; Magnoliopsida; Sapindales; Anacardiaceae
Product: guanine nucleotide exchange factor SPIKE 1-like
Exons: 14
Coding region: 309-2126 (605 amino acids)
Biological process (GO): positive regulation of GTPase activity; small GTPase-mediated signal transduction
Molecular function (GO): guanyl-nucleotide exchange factor activity
Source: RefSeq, a predicted model, not a curated record
ACGAGACUGUGGUAGGCUUAUCAGUACCAGUACCGGGACCGGUACAAUUUCAAACGGGCCGGGAUAAAGCGUGGUCCUCCACCCAGAUAAACAUUUUUGGACUCGUUUUGACUCGUGUCUGUCGUCUACUUGACAGUGAGUUUCAAGUAGCGAGGGAGUCAAGACUCUCUCCCUCCCUCUCUCUCUCUCUUUCUCUUUCUCUCGCACUGUGGCGUUUUAGACGUAGUGGUGGUGCGGUUGGUGAAUUGUUGUUUUCUCUGUCCCGAGAGAUCUCGCAUCGCAUUACAUAACUCGCGAAAUUUCGUUCAAUGGAUGGCUCCGGUAGCGGAGCUGCUAGUGGUGGUGGAGGAGGGGGUGGAGGUAGCCGGUUCAGGAGAAUACCUCGCCAGUCUUUUGCUCAUCUCAAGUUGGACCCUGUACUUGAUGAGAAUUUGGAGCAGUGGCCACAUUUGAGUGAACUGGUUCAGUGUUAUAGAAGUGAUUGGGUUAAAGAUGAGCAUAAGUAUGGUCAUUAUGAAAGCGUUAGUCCUCCAUCAUUUCAAACUCAGAUUUUUGAAGGGCCCGAUACUGAUAUUGAGACGGAAGCGCGACUUGCUAGUGCGAGGCGAGGGAAGGCUGAAGAUGGAACUGAUGAUGACAUGCCAAGUACUUCUGGAAGACAAUACUCCGAUGCUGCUGAUGUUUCGAAGCAUUUUGGUCAAUCUCCUCUCCCUGCUUAUGAACCUGCUUUUGACUGGGAAAAUGAGAGGUCAAUGAUAUUUGGUCAAAGAAUUCCAGAAACCCCUAUGUCACAGUAUGGCAGUGGGUUGAAGAUCUCUGUGAAAGUUUUGUCUCUAGCAUUUCAAGCCGGGCUAGUUGAGCCUUUCUAUGGUACAAUUUGCCUGUAUAAUAGGGAGAGAAGAGAAAAAUUGUCUGAAGAUUUCUAUUUCCGAGUUUUACCAUCUGAAAUGCAGGAUGCUAAAAUAUCAUACGAACCUCGUGGUAUGUUCUAUUUAGAUGCUCCAUCAUCAUCCAUUUGUCUGCUAAUCCAGUUAGAGCGGCCUGCUUCAGAAGAAGGGGGAGUUACGCCGUCUGUUUAUUCACGCAAAGAACCAGUGCACUUGUCAGAGAGAGAAAGGCAGAAACUGCAGGUGUGGUCUCGGAUUAUGCCUUACAGAGAGUCCUUUGCGUGGGCUAUUGUUCCGUUAUUUGACAACAACAUUGGUGCAGUUUCUGGUGGAUCUGCUUCCCCUAGCAGUCCUCUUGCUGCCAGCGUGUCUGGAUCAAGUUCCCAUGAGGGUGUGUUUGAGCCCAUUUCCAAGAUCACGUUAGAUGGGAAGCUGGGAUAUUCAAGUGGAAGUUCCAUUGUAGUUGAAAUAUCCAACUUAAAUAAAGUAAAGGAAAGCUAUACCGAGGAGUCACUUCAGGAUCCUAAACGCAAAGUUCACAAACCAGUAAAAGGUGUUUUAAGAUUGGAAAUUGAGAAGCAUCAGACAGGGCAAGCUGAUUUGGAGAACAUAUCAGAAAGUGGCAGUGUGACAAAUGAUUCCAUUGAUUUAGGGGACCGUGUUACAGAUUUGACUUUUGCUAAGUGCCCCAGUAAUGGUUCAGAUGGGCCUCAGACUAGCAACUCUAAGUGGACUUCCAGUGACGGGAAAGAAGUUUCUGGAAAUGGGUCAAAUGCAUCAGAUUUUAAUGCCGAUGAUUUUCAAGCUUUUGACUUCCGCACCACAACAAGAAAUGAGCCCUUCUUGCAACUCUUUCAUUGCCUAUAUGUAUAUCCCUUGAGUGUAAGUUUGAGUCGAAAGAGGAACUUGUUCGUUCGGGUUGAACUACGGAAGGAUGAUACUGAUGUUCGUAGACAGCCUUUAGAGGCAAUGUAUCCGAGGGAGCCAGGCGUGUCACUCCAGAAGUGGGCUCACACACAAGUCGCCGUUGGGACUAGGGUUGCUUACUACCAUGACGAAGUUAAAGUUUCACUGCCUGCUAUCUGGACACCACUGCAUCACCUUUUAUUCACAUUCUUCCAUGUUGAUCUGCAGACGAAACUAGAAGCUCCAAAACCUGUAGUUAUCGGAUAUGCGGCACUUCCAUUGUCUACGCAUGCUCACUUGAUGAGAAUUGGAGCAGUGGCCACAUUUGAGUGA